This is a messenger RNA of Chaetomium fimeti, 1916 nucleotides long. RefSeq names its product tyrosyl-DNA phosphodiesterase-domain-containing protein. Lineage: Eukaryota; Fungi; Ascomycota; Sordariomycetes; Sordariales; Chaetomiaceae. Bases 35 to 1855 code for a protein of 606 amino acids. Gene Ontology annotation, biological process: DNA repair. Gene Ontology annotation, cellular component: nucleus. The record is from RefSeq and is a predicted model, not a curated record. Gene Ontology annotation, molecular function: single-stranded DNA binding; 3'-tyrosyl-DNA phosphodiesterase activity; double-stranded DNA binding. The transcript has 2 exons.
CAGCAGAAAGGCAGCCAUUGCUCCUCAACCUCGAAUGUCCGAACAUCAAGAACCUGUAACCAUGCACCUACCUCAGAGACCAAGUGGAUUUUUUAAGCAAAAAAACACUUGGUUUCUGUCCGCCGUUCGUUCUUUUAAAGCAACCAUGGAUCGAUCAAACAAAAGGCCAGCGCCAGAUGGCGACUGUGACGAACCGACUGGGAAGAACACGCCAGUCUCUCUCACACAUCCCGUUAGCCCUCCCUUGAAAAGGCGUCAACUUGCACCGUCACCAAAGGGAAAAAAGGAUACUGUGCCACCAUCAACGUCAACUCGCGUAUUCAAGUCCCCGUUCCAGCUCACCAAGAUUCGGGAUCUACCUCCAGAGAUGAACAAAGAUACGGUCACACUCAAGGACAUCCUAGGUGACCCGCUAAUUUCAGAAUGCUGGGAGUUCAACUAUCUUCAUGACAUAGACUUCCUCAUGUCUGCCUUUGACCAGGACGUUCGUCAUCUCGUCAAAGUUCAUGUGGUUCAUGGGUUUUGGAAGAAGGAGGACCCAAGCAGGCUGAAGCUGCAGGAAGCGGCAUCCCGCUUCCCAAAUGUCACUCUUCACAAUGCCUUUCUCCCUGAGAUGUUUGGCACCCACCACUCCAAGAUGAUGAUCCUCCUCCGGCACGAUGAGACAGCCCAGAUCGUCAUACACACAGCCAACCUGAUUGUCCGUGACUGGGCCAACAUGACCCAGGCUGCCUGGCGCUCGCCGAGCCUUCCUCUCAUGGAGCCCCCACAGCAGGAUGCCAGCCAGGAGGAAGCCAAGAUCGGCAGCGGAGCCAAGUUCAAGAUGGACUUACUUAACUACCUUAGAGCCUACGACACCCGUAGGACCACCUGCAAGCCCAUCAUCGAGCAAUUAUCCAAGUAUGACUUCUCCGCAAUCCGGGGUUCACUCAUCGCCAGCGUGCCGGGUCGACACAGACUCGACGACCCCUCGCCCACCAGAUGGGGUUGGGCAGCAAUGGCGCAAGCCCUCCAAGCCGUUCCCGUUUCCCCAACAAAACCCGAGAUCGCCAUCCAGAUCUCCUCCAUCGCAACGCUCGGCCCAACAGACACCUGGCUCAAAAACACCCUCUUCCGCUCCCUCAGCGGCGGCAAAAACACCACCACCGCCACCGCCGCCGCCGCCGCCACUACCCCCCAACCACCCUCCUUCAAAGUCGUCUUCCCCACCCCAGACGAGAUCCGCAAGUCACUCGACGGGUACGGCUCCGGCGGCUCGAUCCACACCAAGACACAAUCAGCACAGCAAGCGAAGCAACUCACCUACCUAAAACCCAUCUUCCACCACUGGGCCAACGACUCCGCCAACGGCACCCAACUCGUAGACACUACAACCAUCCACGAAGCCGGCCGGAAACGCGCGGCGCCACACAUCAAGACAUACAUCCGUUACGGCAGCAACAGCAACAGCAACAGCAACAGCAACAGCAGCAACAGCAGCAGCAACGACGCGCCGGUGCCAGCCGCCCCUCCCUCUGUCGACUGGGCGCUGGUCACGUCAGCCAACCUGUCCAAGCAGGCGUGGGGCGACGCGGUCAGUCCCCAGGGCGAGGUACGCAUUGCGUCGUACGAGAUUGGAGUUCUCGUCUGGCCGGGGCUGUAUGCCGAGGGCGCGACCAUGACGCCGACUUUCCUGACGGAUUCGCUAGGGGACGGGGAGGGGGAGGUGGUGCAGGAGGGGAAGGCUGCUGUCGUGGCGUUGCGCGUGCCGUAUAACCUGCCGCUGCAGGCGUAUGGGGUGGGGGAGGUGCCGUGGGUUGCGACGGCGAGGCAUCUGGAGCCGGACUGGAUGGGGCAGGUUUGGCAGCAUGGCUAAGUGCCUCAGGGACGUGGUUGGGUUGGCUUGGCCGGCGUCACUUGGCUGGUGGAAAGAGGGG